UCAGGCUGCAGAAGAAAAGCACCUCCAUGUCCCUGACGAUCCGCUCGGCGUCGCCCCAGACGCCCGCGGUCCUGCCUCACCGCUCCACGCUGGUGCAGUCCUUGUCGCAGCCUCUCCAGCGGACACAGAGCCCCAUGUUGUCGUUGAGCGCCGUCGACCUGCCCGUGUUCACCAAAGUGUUGCAGGAUGCCCAGGCGUCCGAGGGUCAAGUGGUGGUCCUGGAGUGCAGGGUCCGUGGAGGCCCCCCUCUGCAGGUCAGAUGGUUCCGCCAAAGUGAGGAGAUCCUGGACUCGCCAGAUUUCCGAAUACUCCAGAAAAAGCCUCGAUCUGCAGCGGAGCCAGAGGAGAUCUGCACCCUGGUGAUUGCAGAGGCCUUUCCAGAAGACGGAGGUCUGUUCUGCUGCACCGCCUCCAACCCGUAUGGUUCUGUUCAGACCAAAGCCCGGCUCACCGUCACUGCAGGACCCAACAAGUCAUCCAGUAACGGUUUAUCUGGAGAUAGCUCCGAGUUUGAGGACGCAGCAGCCUUCCCUCCGCCGCCUCCGUCCACAGAAAUCAGCCUCUUGGAGCUGCCACCCAAGAUGUUUCCACAGCCCUCCACUGAGCCUUUUCAUGUCAAGGAAGUGGAGCUGUGGCCUGCUGGUUCUGGUACACCUUUGGCUUCGCACAAGACUGGUUUCAUGUCGAAUGGACGACUCCCGAUGCAACCGUCUCCGCCUGCAGAGACCACACCUCCUCCGCCUGCAGAGACCACACCUACUCCACCUCCACCUUCUCCUUUACUCCCACUCCAAAGCUCGCCUUCCACCCCUAAAAAUCUGUCUCCGGUCCCUGGGAGAGAGGGCGGUCCUCUUCCGACAAAGCCCAAACCAAAGCUAAACGCAUCUCAGCUGAAGCAGCUUCAGGAGCAGAUUGUUCUGGAGCAGCAGGAAGCAGCCAUCUGGCAUCAGCAGCAGGAAGUCUGGCCUGGGCCACAGGAAGUCAUCCAAAGCCAUUCCCCGUCACCCCCUCUUCCCCCUCCUCCCUCCUUCCAAGAACUGGAGAGCAGCACAGCCAUGCAGGCCAGCACCUUCAACUACGCCCGGCCCAAACAGUUCAUUGCCGCCCAGAGCCCCGCGGGGGGCGGCGGCGGCGGCUUUUCCACCCAGUCUGCGGGCUCCUCCCCGCUGCCCCAGCCCACCUCGCAUACACCCUUCAACAAGAUCUCCGUGUCAGCGUUCUCUAAGGCGGCCAGCGCAGACGUGCCGAGCUCGCCUUCCUUCCCACCCCCGCCCCCACCCGACUUUGAUUCGGGCGACCUGUCGUCCCCAGUGGGCGGCGCCGAUGACUUGCCUCCUCCCCCGCCGCCUCCUCCCCUGCCCGUGUCCCCCGCUUUCUCUGACGUGUCCUCGCCAUUCUCCUCCGUCCCUCCAUCUCCCGCCUCCGGCUUCCUGUCCUCUCUGUUGCCGGCCACGCCCCCUACGCCCAGGGGCCCCGCGGUCAACGCGCUGGGCCUCCCCAAAGGCAACGGCACUGUCAAAGCCUUCCCCAAGAAGUCGCCCGCCUCCCACACGCCUCGGCUCACCUCCAACUUGGACAUCCAGGGCUCCAAGGACGCCGUCAUCCAGGACUUGGAGAGGAAGCUGCGCUUUAAGGAGGAGCGCAUGAGCAACGGGCAACAGAGGCUAACCUAUGAGGAGAAGAUGGCUCGCAGGCUGUUGGGAGUCGACAACGCUGCCACACUGUUGAAGGCCCAGGACGCCCAGGAGGAGCCUGUCACUCAGGAAUACAAAGUGUCCAGUUUCGAGCAGCGUCUCAUCAGCGAGAUCGAGUUCCGUCUGGAGCGUUCGCCGGUUGAAGAGUCAGACGACGAUGUUCAGCACGACCCCGACUCUGCAGACCAGGUGGGGGAGGGUCCCUCCUUCCAGCAGAAGCUGAAACACUACAAAGUCUUUGAGGGAAUGCCCGUCACCUUUACCUGCAAGAUUGAUGGAGAGCCCAAACCUAAGGUGUACUGGUUUAAAGACGGCAAGCAGAUCUCCAAGCGGAGUGAGCACUACCAGAUCAGCCGUGGCACCGAUGGCACGUGCGCGCUACACACUGCGGCGGCCUCACUGGAUGACGACGGCAAUUACACCAUCAUGGCGGGCAACCCGCAGGGCAGGGUGAGCUGUACGGGCAGGAUGAUGGUCCAAGCCGUGAACCAGCGAGGCCGCAGCCAGCGCUCCUCGCCGGGACAUAUGCGCAGGCCCAGGUCCAGAUCCAGAGACAGCGGCGACGAGAGCGAUAACAUCCAGGAGCGCCACUUCCGGCCGCACUUCCUGCAGGCGCCCGGCGACCUCAUCGUGCAGGAGGGCCGACUGUGUCGCAUGGACUGCAAGGUGAGCGGCUUGCCGACCCCUGACCUGGUGUGGAAGCUCAACGGACAGACCAUCCGCCCCGACUCCGCACACAAAAUGCUGGUGCGUGAAAAUGGUGUGCACUCGCUGGUCAUCGAACCUGUGACCAGUCGUGAUGCGGGCAUCUACACGUGCAUCGCCAGCAACCGCGCUGGACAAAACUCCUUCAACCUGGAGCUCAUCAUUGCAGCCAGAGAGAUGCAGAAAGUGCCAUCAUUUGUGGAGAAGCUGCAGAACACCAGUGUGGCGGAGGGCCACCCGGUGCGGCUGGAAUGUCGCGUCAUCGGCGUUCCUUCCCCGCAGAUCUUCUGGAAAAGGGAAAACGAGUCACUCACUCACAACACAGACAGAAUAAGCAUGCACCAGGACAACUGUGGCUACUUGUGCAUGAUCAUCCAGCCCGCCACCAAAGAGGACGCCGGCUGGUACACGGUGUCAGCCAAAAACGAGGCGGGAAUAGUGUCCAGCACCGCACGACUUGACGUGCACGCCCAGUGGCAGCAGCCCAACCUCCCCAAAGCAAAGAAGGUGCGCCCGGCCAGCAGCCGCUACGCCGCCCUGACCGAGAGAGGCCUGGAUGUGAAGGCUGCCUUCUUCCCUGACUGCAGUCCUCUGCCACCCGGGAGCCUGGUGGAGAGCGACGAGCUGUAGAGAAGGAUUGACAGAAAGACCUUCCUGCUUUGAGUGGGUGGAAAGUGUAAGUGUUCAAGUCGCAGGACUGGAAGGCGAGUCUUAUUGGAGAGGGUGACAGCUGUACAGGAAGUGGGUUUUUUUUAAUCACGAGUGAGAUGUGUUGGCUUUUUGCAGGUUCUACAAUGAUGGACUUUGAGGAGUGCUUGGGGGUCACACACACACACACACACACACACAAACACACACGUACAUCAAGAAAUGCCUAUUUUCUGUGUUGAAUGAAAAGGCUAAGAAGCCCUAGCUGACAUUGAAAUAUCACCAGUCUGUAUCAAACUAUAUUCAGUCACUCUUUAGGCCUUUCAAACCACAAGAACACACUUUGGACUUGGGCUGGAUGAUUCUUCCCAAUCAUCUGACAGCUCCUGUGUGUUACCACGCCAACCCGGGCCUGUGUACGGAUUGUUCUCCUUAUAUAGCGUUAUUAUUUUAGCUUGUGAAAAGUUCAAUAAAGAAUCUUCCCAAGA
Molecule: messenger RNA, 3535 nt
Organism: Nerophis lumbriciformis (worm pipefish)
Lineage: Eukaryota; Metazoa; Chordata; Actinopteri; Syngnathiformes; Syngnathidae
Source: RefSeq, a predicted model, not a curated record